UAGAGCGGACGCGCACUGCACACAAUGCACACCCGCGGAGGGAUAUGACUUUUCAAGCACUCCGCCUGUAUAUAAGAGAUGGUCGCUGCUCGCGCCACGUCAGUCUGCAGGUGUAAUGAAGAGGAAGAAAAGUUGAGAUCUUGCCGGCCGUAACAUUCCGACACCAUCGUCAUCAGCUUCAUUGAAUUCCUUUUAGGUUUAUCCCCUUGCCAGGAGCCAGUCGGUCACUCUCCCACCGGUGCAGAUCACAGCCCCGCAGCCAUGGCGGUAUAGCGGUGGCAGCAGCCAGCGGCACUCCCUCCUCAGGCCAGUGCAAGGCGACAGCACCCAGCGGCGCUGGCAGCACCAGGCUUCGGCAUCAACAUGGCGCUCCUCAAGGUAUCCCGCAGCAGCUCUGCUGUAUACGAGAAAGAAAGCUCAAAAUCUACUUUCUACCUAAAAGCUCUGAUACGUGACAACAAUGAGCCUGUUGAGCGAAGAGAUGUUGUUGGGGGACUUCUUGUCCCCCUUCAACAAGUCGUUUUUGGCGGCUGAGGAAAGUUUGGGUCUCUUGGAUGAGUACAUUGAGGUGCCUGGGUACCUCCCAUUGCAUGGGUUGUCCAGCGAUAAGGCUAAGAAUGGCGUCUCCGAUCUGCUGCCUCUGGAGGAAUCUCUUGGCAGUUUCCAGGGGGAUGCAUUCUCCGGCAUGGACUGGAUGGUGGAAAAAAUGGACCUGAAGGAGUUUGAUUUUGAUUCCCUGCUUGGGAUAGAAGAUCUAGAAUCCGCUGUCUCACCAGACGAGCUUAUGGCCACGUUGGAUGACUCGUGCGAUCUCCUAGAGGACCCACCUCUCCCAGUGGUGCUUGGCCAAUACAUGCCAUCACCAGACACACAAAUAUCUCUUGCAGAACAUUCACUGGAGGCAGAUCAGGUGGCCCCUAAGAGUCCAGAUCAAGUAAUGUCACAAGUCUCCAGCCCAGACAAUUCCUUUAUAUUAGAUGUAGGCAGCGAGGUAGAUGUUGCAGAGGAGGAUAAAAGAUCCUCAUCCACAUACACUCUUGAAGCUGUCAAGUGUGAGAAGGAAGAUUCCUCAGAUAAUGACAGUGGCAUCUGUAUGAGCCCAUCCUAUCUGGGAUCUCCCCAACAAAGUCCCUCAUCUACUGUUGAAUACCCUAGUAGUGUUCAUUCCUCCCCCGCAUCCCCUACUUCUGAGAGACCCAAACCCUACGAUCUUCCCUCUAAGGAUAGAGAAACCUUGUCUAAGGUAAAAGUUGUAGGGCAACCCAAAGUAGACAAAAAGAAGAAGAAAAUGGAGCAGAACAAAACAGCAGCCACUCGCUACCGGCAGAAGAAAAGAGCAGAGCAAGAGUUAAUAUCUGCAGAGUGUAGAGAACUGGAAGCCAAGAACGAUGCCCUAUCAGAGAAGGCUGAUUCUUUAGCAAAAGAAAUCCAGUAUCUAAAAGACCUGAUGGAAGAAGUCCGCAAGGCCAAAAGCAAAAGAGCAAAUAGUACCUAGGUCAGGAGAAUGUUGGGAGCGUUGUGUAUGUUGUAAAUAGGUCACGUGGUGUAAUGUUAUGCACGAAUGUCUACUUAAUAAAUUAUUUUAUAGUUAAAUGUAUAA
This is a messenger RNA of Hyla sarda, 1600 nucleotides long. RefSeq names its product activating transcription factor 4 (gene ATF4). Gene Ontology annotation, cellular component: ATF1-ATF4 transcription factor complex; ATF4-CREB1 transcription factor complex; nucleus. NCBI's taxonomy places the organism in Eukaryota, Metazoa, Chordata, Amphibia, Anura, Hylidae. Gene Ontology annotation, molecular function: DNA-binding transcription activator activity, RNA polymerase II-specific; RNA polymerase II transcription regulatory region sequence-specific DNA binding. The transcript has 3 exons. The record is from RefSeq and is a predicted model, not a curated record. The coding region runs from base 461 to 1495 and encodes 344 amino acids. Gene Ontology annotation, biological process: regulation of transcription by RNA polymerase II.